GAAGCUUCUUGUUGACUCGCUUGAGGAGGGAACCCAGUAAUUCGAUGCGACAUUCAGUGUCUGUUUUACGACAACUAGGACUCCAAUACUUGGUUACAUUGAGCUGCAGGAUGACGGAUAAGCGACAGGGGACAAACUGAUGCUAUCAAUUUAUCCCAGUCGAUGCACAGACCUAGCUGGUGGGGUGUCGAAGUGCUCUGAUACAUAACUAAUCAAUUGCAAACAUCACUUCUUAGUGACAAAAAACACAAUAAUCCGACCUCGUCACCUUCUCAUGCCGAUGGCACCUCAGCCGUUAUUUAUCUAUUGACUCCCAGAGACACCAUGUCUUUGGCUAUGAUCUUGGUUGCACUCACGCUGGCAGCGUUCAUAGCCCGCGUUGUUUAUCUCUGCUACUUUCAUCCUCUCGCUCGCUAUCCUGGGCCUUGGUUUGCCCAACUCUCUAAUGCAUGGAGACUCGUUAUAUUCUUCAGUGGCCGGCAUCACUUGAUAGAACAGCGUCUACACGCUAAGUACGGUCGCGUGGUCAGAGUUGCACCUAACUGGCUGUCGUUCUCCAGUCUGGAAGAUUUCGAGGUUAUCUAUGGCUUCAACAAGGCCAUCGAGAAGGACGGGUUCUACGACUUUGGUCGCAACCGGGGCAGUCGGCCCGAGAGCAUCUUCGCCGCAAAGACAGAGGCCAGUCACCGAGUCAAGAAGAAGAAGGUGGUCAGUCCAGCUUUGACUAGUACCAGGAUCGCUACAUACAAGCCUGUCAUCGAUAAGCACGUCCAGAUUCUGCUGGCACGCCUGCAGUCACGGUUGAAGGGUCCAAUACACGAUGGGGAGAACAAUGGCACUACUGGGGUGAACAUGGCACCCGUUGUGCAUCAGUUCACUCUAGACACACUGCUUGAGCUGCUUUUCGGCCCUAACCUAGCGGCACACCCGUAUACUAAUACCCCUGCUGGCGAAGGGGUAUGUUCAAAUCUCCGCAUCAUGAGCAAAAUGGCCUGGAGUUUCUCACUUUGGCCCGCCUUUGGGUGGCUCAUGAACACCCGUCCAGUUGAUGCAAUGUUACGGCGACCGACUUACAGCAAGCAAGGCGUACUCACCGGUAUGGCAGACCUCAUGGGCGUGGCCAUGCCGAAGCUCCUGAGGAACCCACAACAAGUGGUUGCGUCUCCCCAGCCUAGUAUCGUCAAGAGCUGGCUAGAAGUCCCUCUAGAUGAUGCGAACCAUAUGACUCCAGCUGAAGUCGCGUCGGAGGCGACCAACUUGAUCAUAGCAGGACCAGGAAGCACGGCAGCUGCUCUGACAGCGGUUAUAUUCUACCUGGGCACGAAAGAAGGCCAAUCUUGGCAGGAAAAAAUCCGGGACCAGAGCCUCGAUUUAGGGGCAUCCUCGCUGGAACUCCAGGCGGUGAUCAAGGAAACGUUAAGACUAACCGCCCCAUUUCCGACUGCCUUCCCCCGAGUGAUUAGACCUGGCGCUGAGAUGGCCAUACCUAGCCUUGCCGCUCCGCUGCCUGUCGGAACAAUGGUCUCUGCGAAUACGUUUGUGCUAGGUCGAUCGCGAGAACUCUGGGGCAACAACGCCGAGGAAUGGGAGCCACAGCGCUGGCUGGGGAGUGAGCAACACCGUCGAGGGAUGGAGACGAAAUUUGUGGCAUUCAGCAAAGGCUCACGGAGCUGUAUCGGACGUGAGUUGGCGUUACUUGUUCUCGCGCAGGCGGUGAUUGGGAUCAUCCAGCAAUGGAGAUUCCACAGUAGGGGGGAGUUGCAAGGCAAAAGCUUCCUUGAGAUGCAGUAUGACGAGUGCUGGAUUGAACUCGAGCCGCUUGACCUGUCGUUGAGCGCAUGAAGCAUAGCUCAGCUUGAUAUCCUGGUAGCCUAAAAGCACACUUUCAUCCGUUGCUGCGCCUUAUUCGUCAAUAUGCAGACCAUGAGUCACAAAUGGAGUCAAAUAUGACUCAACAUGUAGUCCGAUUCAUUGUCUGGC
Messenger RNA from Aspergillus novofumigatus IBT 16806, 1980 nucleotides. Its product is annotated as putative cytochrome P450 pisatin demethylase. The record is from RefSeq and is a predicted model, not a curated record. Gene Ontology annotation, molecular function: iron ion binding; oxidoreductase activity, acting on paired donors, with incorporation or reduction of molecular oxygen; heme binding. The transcript is spliced from 2 exons. Lineage: Eukaryota; Fungi; Ascomycota; Eurotiomycetes; Eurotiales; Aspergillaceae. The coding region runs from base 325 to 1842 and encodes 505 amino acids.